AUGUCGAGCAUAGGCGUGGACCCGCUCCAAGCAACAGACUCGAGCAUCACCAGCCAACGACCUUCCGCACACACACAACGAUACGAUAGACAGUUGCGACUGUGGGCUUCUUCGGGGCAGUCGUCACUCGAGAAGUCCCGACUUCUUGUCGUCGGAGCCUCGGCGCUCUCAGCACAGAUUCUCAAGAACCUGGUGCUGCCAGGCAUCGGCUGCUUCGUUCUGCUCGACGAUGCGAUCGUCAACGGCGCCGACCUCGGCGUCAACUUCUUCCUGCAGCCCGGCGAGAGCGAGGGAAAGUAUGCAGCCGAAGAGAUGUGCCGUCUUCUUACAGAGAUGAACACCAGCGUCGCCUCGGAGGCAAAGCUUGCGAAUCCUGCGUCUCUCCUGCACUCAGAUCCCAGCUUCUUUGCUGGCUUCACUUUGGUCAUCUCUGUCAAUCAGUCAAUAUCCUUCGACCUGGCUCUCUCGGACGCCUUGUGGUCGCUGCAGCCACCAUCGCCGCAAGUGCCACUGCUCCGAGUCCGCACUGCCGGCAUGCUGGCAGAGAUGCAGAUCAGCUUGGAGGAGCUUGGCAUCAUCGAGACACAUCCGGACAGCGUGGUCGACCUCAGAAUCACAAGACCAUUCCCAGAACUGCUCGAUCUCGCCCAGCAAUUCGACCUCAACACAAGCGAUACCAUGGAGCAUAGCCACAUCCCCUUCCCUGUCAUCCUCAUCAAGAAGCUGGUCGAGUGGCAGACCGCCAACGAGGGGAAGCUGCCCACAUCCGCCAACCGCGAUGCCUUUGUCAAGCAAAUCAACGCAUCGCGGCUCGCUGGCAACCCUGACGCAGAGAACUUUGACGAGGCGGUCUCUGCACUCGGCAAGCAUCUCUGGCGACCGCUCGCAUCGAAUGGAGUUGGCGGCGGGGGCGUGCCAGACGAGGUGCAAGCCAUGUUCAAAGACGAUGCGUGCACCAAUGUCACUGCAUCGUCGACCAACUUCUGGAUCCUGGUGCGAGCACUACGCGAGUUCGUGGCAGCUUCACCGACGCAAUCGCUGCCGCUGUCCGGCUCGAUACCCGAUAUGAAGGCGACCUCGUCCGGCUAUAUCAAGUUGCAAAACACGUAUAGGACCAAGUCGCUGCAGGACUUGGCGCAGUUCAAAGAGCUCGUAGGACAGACUUGCAAGUCGGCCGGUGUUGAGGGUAACAUCGCUGAUGACGAGAUCGAGGCGUUCGUCAAGCACGCCGCAUACCUCAAGUUGAUCAGGGGUCGCAGCCAGAGGCAGAGAUACGAGGCUCCGAAUCAAGAAGUCGCGAUGUUCGCCUUCAUGGAUCCAGUCAACCCUUCCACAUUCCAACAUCACAUCGCUCUGGCAGCAGCAGAUCAGUUCCUGGAGCAGCACGGCCGAUACGCGGGCGUCUCACAUCCUUCGUCUGCAUCAACGACGAGCUCGAUCUCCCCAAAGUCGUACUUCACCAACGGCAUCGACCUCGAAGCAUCGUCCGAUGGCGAGCGAGCCGCGAAAAGGCAAAAGUCGGUCACACCCACCGGCGACGCCGAGUUUAGUGUCAAGGAUGUCAAGAUGCACGAUGUUACUGCGGGCCAGGACACCUCGAAGGACGAGUCAGUGUUGCUGGACAUCGCAAAGAAGCUCGCUACCAGCAAAUAUGGCAUUGAAGAAGAGGGGGACGAAUGGGACAAGAUCGAGCACAGCGUGCAGGAACUCGUGCGGUCAGGCGACGCAAGCUUGCCUCCCACGACUGCAUUGAUGGGCGGCGUGGUGGCACAGGAAGCGAUCAAGCUGAUUACCAAACAGUAUGUCCCAGCGGACAACACUGUCGUCUACGACGGCAUUCAGCAGGCGAUUGGUGUCUUCAAGCUCUGA
Messenger RNA from Kalmanozyma brasiliensis GHG001, 1869 nucleotides. RefSeq names its product Molybdenum cofactor biosynthesis, MoeB. Lineage: Eukaryota; Fungi; Basidiomycota; Ustilaginomycetes; Ustilaginales. The record is from RefSeq and is a predicted model, not a curated record. Gene Ontology annotation, molecular function: NEDD8 activating enzyme activity. The coding region runs from base 1 to 1869 and encodes 622 amino acids. Gene Ontology annotation, cellular component: cytoplasm. The transcript has a single exon. Gene Ontology annotation, biological process: protein neddylation.